CCCGUAGAAUAAACACCCACUGCUCGUUCAGGGCGAGUAGGUUAAAGCGACCUCGGUACAUCUGGUUAUAAGCCGCGAAGCGCCGCUUGGAAACCUGAUGCCUCAAAAACCCAAUUCUCUUAAACGCAGGCAGACAGGGGCCAACAACUGGAGUUCACGUAAUGGCCAAUGCGCGCUCACUGCCGUAAUAACUCCGUGCCGUCUCUGCAUGGGUUCCCUGAACUGUCUUCCUGUACACGGAAUAAGUUUUUUUCGACAAAAGGAAAACACAAAUAAAUGGAGAAAAUGAGUGGGAUUGGACUGUAUCUGAUGAUUGUGUAAUCUGACUUCUGCUUCUGUUCAAGUCAAGAACAAGGCCUGUUUGUUUUUGCCUGUAGCUUUGCAAGGAGGCGAUCAGCGAGGAAACCGCACAACUUGAGUCAUACAGUCAGAUUUCACCACUAUUCGGAUCCUACGGACAAUGAAAGGAUGAGAAUUGAUACAUAGCACACUGAAUCAGUUGCUUAUCCUAGCCCUCCCUUGCUGAGUGUUGGCUGGAGCGGGAGAAGCUGUCGGCAUGGAGACGGUAGUGAUAGUGGCUAUUGGAGUGCUGGCCACCAUUUUCUUGGCGUCUUUCGUUGCCCUGGUGGUCGUCUGUCGCCACCGCUAUUGCCGCCCAGCUGACCUGCUGCACCACUUCGACUCCAAGCCUACGAUGGACCUGAUCAGUGCCAUGGAAACCCAGAGUGAGCCCUCAGAGCUGGAACUGGACGAUGUGGUCAUCACCAACCCGCACAUCGACGCCAUCCUGGAGAACGAGGACUGGAUUGAGGACGCCUCUGGUUUGGUGUCUCAUUGUAUCUCAAUCUUGAAGAUCUGCCAUACUCUCACCGAGAAGCUUGUAGCCAUGACAAUGGGCUCAGGAGCAAAGGUCAAAACCCCCGCCAGCCUCAGUGACAUCAUCACUGUGGCCAAACGCAUCAGCCCCAGGGUGGAUGAUGUUGUGAGAUCCAUGUACCCGCCUCUGGACCCCAAACUUCUGGAUGCCAGAGCCACCGCACUCCUGUUGUCGGUCAGCCACCUGGUGCUGGUGACACGCAAUGCCUGUCACAUGUCUGGCAGCAUGGACUGGAUCGACCAAUCGCUGAACGCAGCAGAGGAUCACAUGGUUGUACUUCGAGAGGCAGCAAUGGCUUCUGAACCCGAGCGAAACCUGCUGGGGACGGAUACUUUCCGUCAGGAACAGUCGACCAUCUAGCUUUGCUCUGACAGCACGGGGCUAAAGGCUGGUAAUUUGUCUAAAAACUGCCACACCUUUGCAUAUUUUCUACACAAACACACACAAAUGCUUAUUCGCAAUCCAAUACACAUUACUCUGAACUUACUUGUAUUCUCUCAACCUCACGUGCCAACAUUACACAGAACAUGACACUCAACAGGAAUGAGCUUGUAUGUCUUAAAUGUUAGUCUUUAAACGUGUGACUAUAUGUCUAUUUGUUAAGAUGUUUAUGGCACCAAGAGCACAAGAAAUAAACUUUUUAGUUUUUGUAGAUUAGUGGCAAACAUUAUUAUACCUCAUGUUUCUGCUACCUGAAUGGUGAAAAAGCACUCGAGAGUUCGUCGGUUUGGUAUGUGGUAUGGCAGAGGUGUGAUUACUGACAGUAAUGAUUCACAGCCACUCCUGCUUGCACCUGAAGCUUUCCAUGCUAAACUCUGCCAUGACAGCCAGAUAUUUGAUCCAAUGCUCUGUGCUUGUAUUUCGUACCUCUGGAGCAACCUGUGUAGCACUUGUAGGCAAUGACGUCAUUUUCCCUGCACGCUGAAGGCAUGGGAUUGGUCUGUUAUUGUACACUGCUGACGUCUGUCCUUUUUACAACCUAAUGUACAAACAUGUUCGGCUUGUCUCCCAUUUUGAUUUUAAAAGGAAAACAAGGCCAACAUGGAGUAUGAGGAGAUGGGUAAAAUGUUGACAGAAUCCAAUCCACAAUCCUGUCAUGAAUGUUAUUACUCUAUGACCUUACUGUCCUGGGACACUAGUGUAUGCAAACAGUACCCAUGUAAAGAUUUAAGGUCCCGAGCAUUUUAAGGCAAAGGGGCAAACAAUAAAACGUAUUAUAAUAUAAUAUAAUGAAAAUAAAUAAAUGGAGCACCCAAAAGAGAAAGUGGCCUUGCUCCCAAAUUCAGUUUAAGGGUUGAAUUACAAUAACCAGACGCACUAUGGCCCGCUAUGCUUUAUUCGCUAUUCGCUGCACGCCUGCUUGGCACAGAGAACACAGGUGGGCGGUCCCAGUGCACGCCCCAUAAUGGCAGCUCUGGAAAUGCGGUUCUCACAGUCCAGCCCUCCUCCACCGAGCCCCAGCGCUCCGAGGCAGCCGCUAAUCUGCAGGUAAUUAGCAGCCAGGGUACACUGGGAACACUGUCACAGGGUCGCUUUAUACCCCACUAAUCUCCCCUCAGCUAAAACCUCUGGAACUACGGAUUGGACCUGUCGGUAAGGCACUCAAAUUCAGGCCAAGCUGGGCUAGCUGAGAGCGCUGGGGCCACGCCAGCUGAGAGUGCUGCGGGGCUGAUUGGCUGAGAGUGCUGGGGCCUGAUUGGCUGCAGGAGCAGAGUUAUGCAAGUGGGGCAGAGUUAUGGCCUGCACGUUUCAUAAAGAAAAAAACAUCUCUUUCUCUUUCUGUAUUCUCUAUACUGAACGGGAGUAAAGGGCCAGUGUUUGUGCACUGACCCACAUGUUGUUAGCUUCUUUCACAGGGUGUCUCUUGAAGACUGUAAGACUGACCUGCAUUAAGGUCUUACCUGUAUUCUAAAACACUCUGUAAUAGCCUGAACUAGUAAUGUGUUCCUGCUUAUUAGGGGCCUUAGCACUGCAUCUGCAGCACAAUCCCUGUGUUUUUCUCCCCUGCUGUGAUUCAACCUGAAAAACGCAGAACUGAGAACAAAAUUGAAACAAGAAGAAAAAAAUAGUGCACUUAUUUGUUCCUGUGUUUAAUAUUAGGAAACUACUGCCAGCCUUUCAUUUGUAAACACUCCUCAGUUUGACACUGUUAUCUGUUGUUACCAAUGUUUUGUUCUUUUGUUCUUUUUCUUCCCCAUGAACUUCUCACUGAAUAGCUUUUCACAGACAAAAAGAGUAAAGUUUCUCAUAAAAAUUG
This is a messenger RNA of Anguilla rostrata (American eel), 3134 nucleotides long. It is a transcript of the gene tmem98, whose product is annotated as transmembrane protein 98. Bases 557 to 1237 code for a protein of 226 amino acids. The transcript has 9 exons. The record is from RefSeq and is a predicted model, not a curated record. Gene Ontology annotation, cellular component: endoplasmic reticulum. NCBI's taxonomy places the organism in Eukaryota, Metazoa, Chordata, Actinopteri, Anguilliformes, Anguillidae.